AUGUGUACAAACACCUUAUCGGAUUCCUGGAAUCAGCGAUUGCGAGAGCGUGCUCUCUGAUCGCCACGGUUUUUCCCAUUCGAAAUGUCGAUGAACAAUAAUAACGCGCCGGUUGGUGGUGUCGAGCCGACGGCCACGAUUGACCCGCGAAACUAUGACGAUUUGCUGGCGGUGGUGGCGUCGAUUCGCGAGCAAAUCGGCGAUGCCGCUCAUGGUGAGAUCGGAAUCAUUUGCGGUUCGGGUCUCGGCCCGAUCGGCGACGCCGUCGAAAACGCCACAAUUCUGCCCUACUCGAAAAUUCCCGGAUUCCCGACGACGCAUGUCGUCGGCCACAAAGGAAACAUGAUAUUUGGAACGAUUCGCGGCAAGCGCGUCAUUUGCCUUCAAGGCCGAUUUCAUCCGUACGAGCACAAAAUGGAUCUAGCAUUGUGCACACUUCCGGUUCGCGUCAUGCAUCAGCUCGGCGUCAAAACGAUAAUUGUGUCGAACGCGGCCGGCGGCAUCAGCGAGAAGUUCCGCUACGGCGAUUUGAUGCUCAUCAAGGACCACAUCUUUCUGCCGGCGCUUGCCGGCUUCUCGCCGCUCGUCGGAAUGAACGAUCCGCGAUUCGGGCCGAGAUUCGUCUCCGUCCAUGACGCUUACGACAAAUCGUUGAGGGUGCUCGCCACCAGCAUCGCUCAACGCAACAAUAUGCGUCUAUUCGAGGGCGUCUAUGUGAUGUCCGGCGGUCCGCAAUACGAGAGUCCCGCCGAGGUGCAACUAUUCAAAACCGUCGGCGCCGACGCGCUCGGUAUGUCGACGUGUCACGAGGUCACCGUCGCCAGGCAGCUCGGCAUCAAAGUGCUCGGAAUCUCAUUGAUCACUAAUAUCGCGAAUCUCGACGCCGACAAUUCCGUGGAAGUGUCGCACGAAGAAGUGCUCGAGAUUGCCAAAGAAGGCGGCCAUCGAGCGUCGAAUUUUGUCUCCGAUAUAAUAGCCGAAAUGCAUUAA
Messenger RNA from Caenorhabditis bovis, 990 nucleotides. NCBI's taxonomy places the organism in Eukaryota, Metazoa, Nematoda, Chromadorea, Rhabditida, Rhabditidae. The record is from the annotation of a GenBank genome assembly.